GAUGGAGACUCUGGGAGCGCUGGGAGCUCAGUGCCGCUGGGCCGCCUGCAACAUCUACUCCACCCUCAACGAGGUGGCCGCUGCCCUGGCUGAGAGCGGAUUCCCCGUGUUUGCCUGGAAGGGCGAAUCCGAGGACGAUUUCUGGUGGUGCAUCGACCGCUGCGUCAACGUGGAGGGCUGGCAGCCCAACAUGGUGAGUUGGGAAAACGCCUGGAAAAUUCCCACCUGGAGAGGAGGAAAAGGAGGGAAGGGCAGCUAAAAAAUCUCCUGGAUCUCACCAAGCGAGGUUUUGUUUCGCUGCUUCCAAAACCAGCUGCCUUUCAUGCAGUUUUUUGGGCUGUUUAUUUCGAUUUCAGAGUGUCUUGCUGCAGUUCAAACUGCUAAAAAUGGCUCCAAAACAGUGUUUUUUGAGAAGAGUUUUUCACCCUUAAAUUCUCACCUUUGCUUGAGGUGAUUUUUGAGAACAAAGCCCAGAUUUUUCCCUGAUUUCAACACUUUAAACCACACAAACCUCAGGUACCUCAACUCCCUUUUUAUCCUGCCCUUGU
Molecule: messenger RNA, 548 nt
Organism: Cyanistes caeruleus (blue tit)
Lineage: Eukaryota; Metazoa; Chordata; Aves; Passeriformes; Paridae
Source: RefSeq, a predicted model, not a curated record